Caenorhabditis bovis is the source of this 1350-nucleotide messenger RNA. NCBI's taxonomy places the organism in Eukaryota, Metazoa, Nematoda, Chromadorea, Rhabditida, Rhabditidae. The record is from the annotation of a GenBank genome assembly.
AUGGGUGCUCUUCUAGCUGCUCCAUCAUGUGCUGCUUCGGCGGCAUGUUGCUUUGGAAGUGCUGCGUGCUCGUUGUGCUCAAUGUGCCCAACAACGAAAAGCUCGACAACAACUCGAAUUAUGUACGCGUUCUUGUUGUUCGCUAGCACAUUCUUGUCGUGCAUAAUGCUAAUGCCGGGAAUACAAAAUAAACUAGCAGAGAAUAAAUGGUUCUGCGAAGGUUUGAAUGAAAUUGCUGGAAUCACCUGUGCCCACGCCACAGGAUUUCAGGCGGUUUACAGAGUUUGUGCUGCAACAGCAUCAUUCUUCUUCAUCUUCAUGAUAGUUAUGCUCGGUGUUAAAGAUUCGAAAGAUGGAAGAUCUUCGAUUCAAAAUGGAUUCUGGUUCUUCAAAUAUCUCCUCCUAGCCGCUUUGAUUGUUGGAUUUUUCUUUAUUAGGAGCGAAAAUCUUUCUACUCCGCUUAUGUGGAUUGGAAUGGUUGGAGGAUUCUUGUUUAUACUCAUUCAACUCAUUCUUAUUGUUGAUUUCGCUCAUGGCGUCGCUGAUUCUUGGAUCACUUCGUAUGAAGAAAGCGAUUCGCGUUAUUGCUACGCUGGUUUAUUGGGAAUAACAUUUGGUGGAUUCACCGUUGCCAUCGUAUGCGUUGUUCUCAUGCUCGUUUUCUAUACAAGCGGUGAAAGCUGUGGACUUCCAAGAUUCUUCAUUAUUUUCAAUUCUCUUCUCUGUAUCGGCUUGACAGCUCUUUCAAUGGCUCCGUUCGUUCAAGAGCGUAUGCCUCGUUCCGGUUUGAUACAAGCUGUCAUGAUUACUGGAUACGUUAUCUAUUUAACCUGGGCCGCUUUAAUCAACAAUCCUGAUAAGGAGUGUAACCCAUCUCUUAUUAGUAUUUUCACUAAAAAUACUACUGAUCCAAGUCACAAGGAUGAUUCGCAUUAUGGAAUUCCUCUUCCAGCUCAAUCCAUCAUCUCACUUUUUCUAUGGUUCGCCUGUGUUCUGUACGCUUCAAUUCGUAAUUCAUCAAAUUCUUCACUUGGAAAAAUAACCGGAGGAACAAAUUCGGAAGAAAAUAUGCAACUAAAUGACACCGAAUCUCAAAAUGACUUGCGAGUAAUCGAUAAUGAAACCGAAGGCGUUGCCUACUCAUACAGUUUCUUUCAUUUCAUGUUCGCUCUUGCUUCUCUAUACGUCAUGAUGACCUUGACAUCUUGGUAUAAACCUGAUAAUGAUUUGACACAUUUGAACUCCAACAUGGCAUCGGUUUGGGUCAAAAUCGUGUCUUCCUGGCUCUGUGUUGCCCUCUAUUCGUGGACACUCGUUGCUCCAGCCUUGUUUCCCGAUCGAGAAUUCUAA